CCGAAAUGUGCCUGGAUGGAAACACGAAGCUAAGCUAAUGCUAACAGCAGGGACCCUCGGCGCGUGCUCCGUAACACAAUCGGUUCGACACCACAGACUGACCGGAACCGACCGCAGAGGUCGAUUAAUCGAUCAGCCGCUGAUCGGUUCUCUGUGAUCAACUGUGUGCGCGCGGCUCAGCUAGGCUAACUGUUAGCACGGAAGUUCUGGACGGUUCUGCUAGCUGCUAAUGCUAAGCUAACAACCUAGGAGGGUUAAAGUGCCAACUUACCGUCCACGGUGGUAGUUUCGCUCACCUGUACUGAGAAGGUGGUUCACUUCUAACCUGAGUGUAUCACUGUGGGAACUGAUCAUCACCUGUACGCAGGUGAAGUUCCACAUUAGAAAUGAACACAUGAAGAUACAGGUGUGUUAUUCUAAAGAUGCUGAUGAUCCUGGAGUAGCAGACCUGUUCGUACCUGCUCACCUGAGAUCAGGUGAACUGAGUGUCCUAAAAAAAUCAAAACCACAAACGAGGAAAAUGCGGCACACGAACCAACACCGCAGUCCCCGAAUUUGACAGAACGCCACAGACUGAGCAGCAGGGAGGGCCGGCUCUCAUCAUGGAGAAUGGACAGAGCACCACCACCAAGCUGGGGCUGCCACCGCUCACCCCCAACCAGGCGGAGGCGCUGCAGAAGGCGAAGAAGUACGCAAUGGAGCAGAGCAUCAAGAGCGUCCUCGUCAAACAGACUCUGGCUCAGCAGCAGCAGAUCACCAACCUGCAGGUAUCCUCACAGAUGGCGUCUCUGACGAUGGGUUUGGGCGACGCUCUGUCUCCUCUGCAAUCGGUGGCGGCUCAGCGGCAGAGAGCGCUCGCCAUCAUGUGUCGCGUGUACGUUGGAUCCAUUUACUACGAACUCGGAGAGGACACCAUCAGGCAGGCCUUUGCCCCCUUUGGACCAAUAAAAAGCAUCGACAUGUCCUGGGACUCUGUGACCAUGAAGCACAAGGGCUUCGCCUUCGUGGAAUACGAGAUGCCUGAAGCGGCGCAGCUUGCACUGGAGCAGAUGAACUCAGUUGUCCUCGGAGGACGGAACAUCAAGGUCGGGAGGCCCAGCAACAUCGGCCAGGCUCAGCCAAUCAUCGACCAGCUGGCGGAGGAAGCGCGUGCCUUCAACAGGAUCUACGUGGCGUCAGUGCACCCCGACCUCUCCGACGAUGACAUCAAGAGUGUGUUCGAGGCCUUUGGAAAGAUCAAGUCGUGCAUGCUGGCCCGCGAGCCGACCACGGGCCGGCACAAAGGCUACGGCUUCAUCGAGUAUGAGAAGGCUCAGUCGGCCCAGGACGCCGUCGCCUCCAUGAACCUGUUCGACCUGGGUGGUCAGUACCUGCGCGUGGGCAAAGCCGUGACGCCACCCAUGCCCCUUCUCACACCAACGACGUCUGGUGGACUGCCCACUGCCGCCGCCAUGGCUGCUGCCGUCGCCACCGCAAAGAUCACAGCUCAGGAGGCGGUGGGAGCAUCGGUGCUCGGAGCGCUGGCCGGACCGGCGCUCCUGUCCCAGCAGCUCGGAGGCCUCCCUCAGGCUGUCAUGGCCCACCAGGCUCCAGGUGUCAUCACAGGUGUGACCCCAGUGAGACCUGGUGUGCCUCAGGUGGGCUUGGUGAACCCUGUGCUGGCCACGCCCCCAACACAGACGGUUUCCUUUGGUGCUGAUCCAAAGAAGAAAGAGGAGGAGGAGCGUCAGCAGGAGGUGCAGCAGGACGGCGCCAUGGAGCCGCUGAGCGACCAGGAGCACAUGAGCAUCAGCGGUAGCAGCGCCCGACACAUGGUGAUGAGGAAGCUGCUGCGCAAGCAGGAGUCCACCGUCAUGGUUUUGAGGAACAUGGUCGGGCCCGACGACAUCGACGACGACCUGGAGGGCGAGGUCACCGAGGAGUGCGGGAAGUUCGGCCAGGUGAAGCGAGUCAUUAUCUAUCAGGAGCGUCAGGGAGAGGAGGACGACGCCGAAGUCAUCGUCAAGAUCUUUGUGGAGUUCUCGGAAGCUGCCGAGAUGAACCGAGCCAUCCAGGCGCUGAACCACCGCUGGUUCGGCGGCAGGAAGGUGGUCGCUGAGGUUUACGACCAGGAACGCUUCGAGAACGGGGACCUGUCGGCGUAGAGCACGCUCGUCGGGGAGCGUAGCAUAGCGGGCUCUUUCUAACUUGUCUGUUUUUCAUCGGUGUUUGUCUCCAGGGAAACGUCUCCGCGUCCUCUGCUCCAGUGUUUCUGUGCAGGGUCAAAGGACGAAGCAGCUGCUUCUCAUGUUUCAGCUGCUCGCCGCCUCGCCGUUUCUUACAGCCACUGCUUUCCUAACAUGAUGUCCUUCGUUUCCAUGGUAACAGAAACGGGACACAGAGGGCAUCAGUUAAAAAUGUACCAUGAGCUCCGUGCUAACGUUAAGAGCUCAACUGAUUUACAUGGUCAGAUAUCAGUUUGUCAGCAGUUUCAUUGAGUGAUGUCACGCUCGACUCCACCCACUGUAGAUGGUGCCAGUGGAGCCGCCCUGCUGGACAAACUGUGUAUUGACGAGUUUCAUUUACUGAAUUUUUUUUUUU
This is a messenger RNA of Haplochromis burtoni (Burton's mouthbrooder), 2580 nucleotides long. RefSeq names its product poly-U binding splicing factor a (gene puf60a). Bases 603 to 2144 code for a protein of 513 amino acids. The transcript is spliced from 11 exons. Lineage: Eukaryota; Metazoa; Chordata; Actinopteri; Cichliformes; Cichlidae. The record is from RefSeq and is a predicted model, not a curated record. Gene Ontology annotation, molecular function: RNA binding. Gene Ontology annotation, cellular component: catalytic step 2 spliceosome; precatalytic spliceosome. Gene Ontology annotation, biological process: alternative mRNA splicing, via spliceosome; regulation of alternative mRNA splicing, via spliceosome; mRNA splice site recognition.